Molecule: messenger RNA, 1623 nt
Organism: Clunio marinus
Lineage: Eukaryota; Metazoa; Arthropoda; Insecta; Diptera; Chironomidae
Source: the annotation of a GenBank genome assembly
UGUAUUCUUAUUAUUAUUGUGCUAUUGCCUUUGCAAUCGUUUGCUGCUACAUCGAAUUUGGCUCCGCCGUAUUUAUAUACAACUGUAGGCAAUUUUUAAUAAAUUGAUCGUUUUGUUUUUUCGGGCUAGCGCGGAUUUUCUUACUUCUGCCCAUGUCGAUCUGGACGGUUUGAUUUUUUUAAUGCUUGGCGCUUCAUUUGAUGAGCACGGAUUUAAACAAGUUUGAUUCCUUGAAGUGAAAACAUUGUGUAUUUACUUAACAAGUGAAAAAAAGAAAAAGAAAAUUAAUUAUCAACAAGAAAAAUAUAAAAAGAAUAAAAAUAUAAGAAAAUGAAAACUUAAAGUUGAAUGAUAAAAAGGAAGAAAGUUUAUCAAAAAAAUUGAAUAAAAUAUUUGAAAGAGAAAAGUUUUUGAAUUGUGCAAAUAUUAAAAAAUAAAUAAAAACUGAACAAAUGAAAAUGUCAACACACGAAGACGACGAUUCAAACCACGACCAAGAAGAAAUAAAUGUGGAUGAUGUAGAUUCAGAUUCAAGGAUUUCUUACAACAGCAAUACGUCAGACGUUGAUUUAGAUGGCAACGGGAGUUGCUACGAUGACUCAGAGACUGCUAUAAGUGAUCAUCACAUAAGAGCCGCUCAAACUCGAUCGUCAAGUGAGAAUCUUCCAUUUAGUAUAUCACGACUGUUAUCAAAAUCUUAUAAUAAUAGUAGCAUUAAUAAUAACAACAAUAAUGACACGAGUGAUAGAAAAAGUGUAGAGAAAGAUUUAAGUGAUUCAGAAAGUGGAAAAGUGAGUUUUAGUAGUGCCGGACUUCAGUAUACAGCAACUGGUGGUCUCUAUUCUUAUCCAAUUUACACAUCGGGUGGUGUUCUUCGCGUCCCACCCCAACGCGGCUACAAUCCUUUAGCACUUCAUCAUGCAUUUCCGCUGCAUCCGGCGGCGGCUUUGGCUGUAAAAGAUAGACUUGCUGUCUCAAAUGGCUUUUGUUUUCCUUCAGCCUUUCCAAUCGCUCGUCGCAUUGGUCAUCCAUAUCAAAAUCGAACUCCACCGAAGCGGAAAAAACCUCGAACAUCUUUCACGAGAAUCCAAGUGGCGGAAUUGGAGAAGCGAUUUCAUAAACAAAAAUAUCUUGCAUCAGCCGAGAGAGCCGCUUUAGCAAGGGGACUCAAAAUGACAGAUGCACAGGUCAAAACAUGGUUUCAGAAUCGAAGGACAAAAUGGAGAAGACAAACAGCUGAGGAACGAGAAGCUGAAAGACAGGCGGCAAAUCGAUUGAUGUUGUCAUUGCAAGCUGAAGCGCUCAGCAAGGGUUUUGGCCCCCCCCCCCCGCCUAUGGCAAACGGUAAUGGUGCACCAUUAGCAGCUUUACACGGCUUACAACCUUGGGCACCAUCUGGAACACCUGAAGCACACGCUGCAAACUGCUGAACCGUUCAAAAUUGCGUGCAAAAUUUCCUUUCAUUUUGUAUCAUAAAUGAGCAAAAAAUAUGUUCGUCAGAUGGUUGAUAAUCUUUGUCUCAUAAUAACAAAUUAAAUAAGUGCAAGCAACUUUUCAUUCAUAUUAAUUUUCCUUUUUAAAUUUAAAUCUUAAUUAUCAAAUUCAACACGAGUUGAAGCAACA